CCUUCGACAACUGCGCUGCUUGACCGUGAGCUGGAGCUCACGGGUCUAUGGUGCAAUGCCGGAGAAUGACUCGGCUUCCGUGAUUCCUGCACAACUGUCGUUCCUCACCAUAUACAACCCCCGCCUGGGUCCGACCGAUGAGACAAUCCGCGAUCAGGUUGUCUUCUAUACAUCCAGAUCGGUUCGAUCGCGCAGACGUGAAGGCUCACUGGCCGACGAUGACGACCACGGUUCCAACGAUAGGUGGAAUGAGAGGUUGCGCCAGAUAGGACUGGCCCAGGGUAUGGUGGGCUUCGCCAGGAACUUUUCGCAGGGGAAAGCAGUCGAUUACGUGGAAACUGAAAAGUCGCAGAUCAUAUUACAUGAGUUGGAGAGCGACUGGUGGAUUCUAGCUUCUAUCGACCUAACUCGUCUCCCACUCGAUCCAGCUGGCACACCUUCCUCUCAGCGCGAUGCUUCAGCUUUUUCUUUUGGCUAUUCUUCAAGGGAGAUGUCCCCUCCUCACCUCCUGAUACAACAACUGCGUCAAGCCCACUCUGCCUUUCUCCUUCACCAGGAUACUACACUUGACGCCCUAUACAGUCGUGUGGACCGGUCCACAUUUUGUGCUCUUAUCGAUAACUUCUGGUGGCGGUUCGCGUGGAGCUGGGAGGUCCUGCUGAGCGGAAACCCCGCUGUUGACAUAUAUAGCGGAAUCAAGCUAUCUGCUGGAGGUGAACUUGGCAUUGGCGUUGGCGAAGAAGAGUGGGGAAGCGGAGAGAGAGAAGUGCUCGAGGACUUUGUCACUCGGACGGAGGGCCUAGUGGACUUAGUUGUCUCUCGAUUUGGUGACCCUCGCCCACCUAGUGAGAAUCUAGCAGCAAGAAACAGGCCUUGGGAUCCACUGAACACAGACGCCGUUGACGACCGAUGGCUCGGCUUAGGAGCCUGCCCUAGGCCUGCAGAUGGAGUCAUAUUCUCCGGUGUAGGGGCGGUCUCUAGACCAUCCGUCCUGCGGGUCUCUCAGUGGAUGGAAUCAAUCUAUAGAUAUGGGGUCGACGCAUACGGAGUAGGCGAAGACCCGACCUCAUCACGGCGUCGAAGGCGACGGAAGAAGCAACGCGGCAGAUUGGCUGGAAGGGAUUCCAGCAAGCAACCUGCUUCCGAGGCAGGCUCUCUGGCUGCAGCCCCCGAUCGCCCUUUUUCUCCAGGCAUACCACCCCCUCUCGUGAUAGGGACCGCCGAGUCUCCGCAGGCUCCACAAGAGUUGAGUCCACACACGAGUGGUGAGAGCUCCCCGGCAAGAAGCGAUCGCGGGAGUGACUGGAUAGGCUUCAGAACCGACACGUUUGUGAAGUAUCUUACGCUUGGAUAUGGCUCAUCCUGGGGACUUUCGUCUGGGACGGCCAGCCCGCACCCUCGGGUCGAAGCGUUAAAGCGAGAAGACAGGCCGUCCACUCCAAGUAAACAGACAGAUUCGUCUGCGGAUGCUCAGGAGACCAUGGACGGAAACAUGCCGCAGCCCGACGAUAGCAAAAAGCCUCAGAGCCAUGGAAGAUUUCUCAUUGGCUUGUAUUCUGAUCCUGAUGAUCAGGACAGGAAUACGCAAGAAGGCGCAGACACAGCGGACGAUCAAGUGGGCGUAACAAAGGAUACCAUCAAGCACAGAGGCUUGCAUGUUCAUUUGUCAGAUUCCUCGGAACAGAACCCAACGGGCUCAGUAAAACUGCAAGCAGUGGUCUACAUACAUCGACCCUUUAUGUACACAUUUCUGUUCGAUCCUUCGGCGCCAGCUCUGUCCGACCCGUCGUUAUACCACAACAUCAGCCACCAGUUAAGCCCACUUCACAAGCCUCUCAGCAACUCAACCUCGCCCGUCACGGCAGCCAUGCGAGUUGCCAUGUCUGACAAUGCUUUCGACAUCAACAAGCGAUUCUCCGGCAAGAGUCAGCCAGUCUACAACUUAGUCUAUGACCAGACUAAUUUGACGAUCCGUUCCUCGAUUCCGAACAUACCAGACCUUGGGUCCUCCAUCAACGAACCCCGGGAUCUGGCCACACAGCCAUGGUCUCGAGUCGAGAGCCUCAACAUCCACCACCGACUCCUCAGCACCCAUCUCGAAACCCGCUCCCGGCCCUUGGAGGUCGAGAGGACCUGCAAGACCAGCCGCGGCUGGUGGAUUGUCUGGAUUCGGAUGUCUGAACCUCCCCAACAAGAGCAGGAAAGCACGAACUCCAACGCUAGCAUCCACACUGCCACCACCGAUGCCCACCAGGAAGCAUUCCUGAUCCGCAGAUCAAGUGACUCCGUCUCCCCGUCCGGACAUGCUCGCAACAGCAGUAGCACUCGAUUCUUCCGGGACUUGGGCGGAGCUUCAUCCCCGGGGCUAGAGUCAUCACGGACCGACACGGGACCAGGGAAACUUGUUGAAGGGCUGGGCCUUGACGCAAGACGAUAUAUUGAGAAUCUCCUUAGUUUGAAUAGAUGAGAUGCGAGCAUAUAUAAGAGAUGACGUUGGCAAAUUUCUACUUCUACCUGGCCCGACAAUGACCACUUAACAUAAAACAGACAAUAAUCGAAC
Aspergillus ibericus CBS 121593 is the source of this 2560-nucleotide messenger RNA. RefSeq lists its product as uncharacterized. Gene Ontology annotation, cellular component: Mon1-Ccz1 complex; intracellular membrane-bounded organelle. The coding region runs from base 56 to 2467 and encodes 803 amino acids. The record is from RefSeq and is a predicted model, not a curated record. The transcript is spliced from 5 exons. Gene Ontology annotation, biological process: vesicle-mediated transport. Lineage: Eukaryota; Fungi; Ascomycota; Eurotiomycetes; Eurotiales; Aspergillaceae.